Messenger RNA from Aspergillus japonicus CBS 114.51, 2616 nucleotides. Its product is annotated as beta-glucosidase. The annotation marks the transcript as partial. Lineage: Eukaryota; Fungi; Ascomycota; Eurotiomycetes; Eurotiales; Aspergillaceae. Gene Ontology annotation, biological process: glucan catabolic process. The transcript is spliced from 2 exons. The record is from RefSeq and is a predicted model, not a curated record. Gene Ontology annotation, molecular function: beta-glucosidase activity.
CAGGAUAUGCCUCCCUCCGAAUCAUGGUUCCCGACGCCGCAGGGUGGUGCGCUAGAGGAUUGGGCCGAUGAUUACCGCAGGGCGGAAUUGUUGGUGCGGAAUAUGACGCUCAUCGAGAAGAUCAACAUCACGACGGGCGUUGGAUGGCAGAUGGGCAUGUGUGUGGGGAAUACAGCGCCCGCCGAAUUCGUCAAGUUUCCCUCAUUGUGUCUGCAGGACGGGCCAUUGGGGUUACGUUAUGCCGAUUUGAUCUCUGCCUUCCCUGCUGGAAUCACCACCGGCGCGACCUGGAAUCGCGAGUUGAUCCGCCAGCGGGGCGUGGCGUUGGGCGAGGAAGCGCGCACCAAAGGUGUCAAUGUGCUUCUCGGUCCUUCUAUGGGCCCCUUGGGGAUGAUGCCUGCUGGUGGUCGCAAUUGGGAAGCGUUUGGGGCGGACCCGGUUCUGCAGGGUGUGGCGGCCGCGGAGACUAUCCGCGGCAUUCAGAGCACCGGGGUGAUGGCUACGGCUAAGCACUACAUUAUGAACGAGCAGGAACAUUUCCGUCAGCCCUACGAGUGGGGCAUCGCAACGGCCCUGUCAUCCAACAUCAACGACCGUGCGCUACAUGAGGUCUUUCUUUGGCCCUUCGCGGAAUCCAUCCGGGCCGAUGUCGCCAGUGUCAUGUGUUCGUACCAGAUGGUGAACAACAGCCACGCCUGUGAGAACAGCAAGCUGCUGAAUGGGAUCCUCAAGGACGAACUAGGUUUCCAGGGCUUCGUGCAGUCCGACUGGCUGGCUCAGCGCUCGGGCAUCAAUAGCGCUCUAGGCGGGCUUGACAUGAGCAUGCCCGGCGACGGUCUUCACUGGGCGGACGGCAAGUCGCUCUGGGGAUCAGAGCUGACUCGUGCCGUGCUUAACACCUCGGUCCCGAUGGAGCGAUUGAACGACAUGGUCACUCGCAUCGUAGCUGCCUGGUACCACUUAGGCCAAGACACGUGGGAGCGACCUCCGCCUGAAGGGAACGGUGGUCCCAACUUUUCCUCUUGGACCAACGACGAGGUUGGCUGGAUCUAUCAGGGAUCCCCCAGUGACGAGACCUACGGUGUGGUGAAUCGCUUCAUUAAUGCGCAAGGCGAGGGCGACAAUGCCCACUGGAUCAUCGCGCGCAAGGUUGCGACCGAGGGGAUUGUGCUCGUAAAGAAUGACCGUCAGACCCUCCCGUUGUCCCGCCGCCCCACGACCGAGACGGGAGCCGUGUUUCGCGUGGGUGUCUACGGCGAUGAUGCGGGCCCGGCACAGGGUCCCAACGCCUGCGCCGAUCGCGGGUGCAACCAAGGAACCUUGGCGAUGGGCUGGGGCAGCGGCACGGCCGAGUUCCCGUAUCUGGUCAACCCCUUUGAGGCUCUGCAGUCCGCCUGGGAGACGGAGAUCGAACUCAGCCCCUACCUCCGCAACGCGGUGAUGCCGGCGGAGGUGGCCGACAAGGAUCUCUGUCUGGUGUUCGCCAAUGCCGACUCGGGCGAAGGCUUCAUCUCCGCGGGCGGCAUUCACGGCGACCGCAAUAACCUGUUCCUGCAGAAGGGCGGCGACACGCUGAUCGAGACAGUCGCGCGAAACUGCGCUGGGCCGACCGUGGUGGUGGUGCAUGCGGUGGGUCCUGUCGUGGUGGAAUCGUGGAUCGAUCUGCCAGGGGUUGAUGCCGUGCUUUUCGCCCAUCUGCCUGGUCAAGAGAGCGGCAAUGCGUUGAUGGACGUCUUGUUUGGCGUGGUCGAUGCCAGUGGGCGGCUGCCGUACACGGUCGGCAAGAGUCUGGAAGACUACGGACCCGGGGCGCAGGUCUUGUAUGAGCCUAAUGCACCCGUGCCGCAGGUAGAUUUCCAGGACGGGCUGUAUAUUGAUCAUCGGUAUUUCGAUCGACACAACGUCACGCCACGAUUCGAGUUCGGGUUUGGAUUGUCGUACACGACGUUUGAGCUUGCCGAUCUUCAUGUCCAGGGGCUGCAGUCCAAGUCCCGCCUCCCGGCGUCUCGACCGCCCCAGACCGUCUUCCCCCCCGAGUACGACGCGGAGCCUCCACGCAAUGAGUCGGUGCUGUUCCCUGCAGAGUUCCGGGCGGUCCCUCAGUUCAUCUAUCCGUACCUCACGUCGAUGGACGGCACCGCGGCAGCCAACUACACGCACUACCCGGAGGGGUACGACCGACCGCAGCCGUUAUCGCCCGCUGGCGGAGGGUUGGGCGGGAAUCCAUCGCUCUAUGACGAGGUGGUGAAUGUCGAGGUUGAGGUGCGCAACACAGGCCCGCGGGCCGGGCAGACCGUGGUGCAGGUGUAUGUCUCAUUCCCUGGGGACGUGACCGAGGAUGGCGACUGGGUGGAGGUGCACGAGGGGGCGCGGCGGUCCAGCAAGGUGAAGCUGGAGCGGAUGCCUGAGCCGAUUGAGUUUCCGUCGCGCGUGCUGCGGAAUUUCACCAAGGUCGCGCUGGAGGCCGGGGAGAGGCAAACGGUGGCGAUGACGUUGACCCGGAAGGACCUGAGUUACUGGAGCGUGCGGGAGCAGAAUUGGGUGAUGCCGGAUGGCGAGUUUGCGAUCUGGGUUGGACAGAGCUCACGCGACCUGCCUUUACGAGGGGGAUAUUGA